AUGUCUACCCGGUGGAAUUGGAGAGGUUCACGUCUUGGGCACAACCAGGCAGUGCGACGUGUACUACGGUAUGAUUCCGACCCUUCGUCCCCUCGUGACCAGCGUCCAUGGUACGGUGGAGUCCGAGCCCGUCAGCAGGGAAAAACCCGCUCCUCUCGCUCUGUGCAUCUCUAUCGACGCCUCCUCCCUCCACUGUCUGCUCAGUCCCAGUCCGCCGCUGCUAUGGUGUUGAGGAAGAGCAACACAGUGGACGAUUUGGGGGGCUUGGAGGCCAUCGACCUAGCCUACAAGAGCACCCUGCUGUUGGGCUAUGGUGAUGAGGGGAUGUUGAUGCUCCUCAGGUCUUGGUUCAGAGACAUGGAGAACGAGCAGGUGGCUGCCUCCAGCGACAAGCCAGACAACUUGGGUGCUGCCGCUUCCAACCCUUUGUUGGUCACUUCGUCCGGUCUCAUUGGCGCAGCCCUCGGUGAAGAGGACAUGCGCUUCUCCAGCAACGAAGCUGAGCUCGCUCAUGAGCUGCCGCCGGUGGCUGGCGGUUGA
Cryptococcus wingfieldii CBS 7118 is the source of this 540-nucleotide messenger RNA. RefSeq lists its product as hypothetical. The coding region runs from base 1 to 540 and encodes 179 amino acids. The transcript is spliced from 4 exons. NCBI's taxonomy places the organism in Eukaryota, Fungi, Basidiomycota, Tremellomycetes, Tremellales, Cryptococcaceae. The record is from RefSeq and is a predicted model, not a curated record.